Messenger RNA from Caenorhabditis briggsae, 1164 nucleotides. The coding region runs from base 1 to 1164 and encodes 387 amino acids. Lineage: Eukaryota; Metazoa; Nematoda; Chromadorea; Rhabditida; Rhabditidae. The record is from RefSeq and is a predicted model, not a curated record. Gene Ontology annotation, cellular component: cytoplasm; nucleus; ribonucleoprotein complex. Gene Ontology annotation, molecular function: mRNA binding. The transcript has 3 exons.
AUGAGCCAACCGAAAAAGUCUUAUUCGCACAUCGAAGGUCGGAUCUUUCUUGGUAACCUGCCUACAGACAUCGAUGAAGACUUGCUGAGAGAUUUCUUCAAAACCAGCGGGGAAAUCAAGUAUAUCGAUGUCAAGAAGGGGAAAGCGGGCCGUCCAGGAUAUGGGUUCAUGGAGUUUGUCAAACUUGAAGAUGCCGAAAAAGCUGUAAAGACGCGCAACGGCUUUCCAAUCUGUGAUAAAUUUAUUCGGGUUGAGUUCUCGACAAGUGGUGGACCACGUGGUCCUGGUGGCAUGGUUCUCCGUGAAGGAGAAAUCAGUGAAGAAUACAGUGUUGCACGUGGUCGUGGAGGUCCGCAGUUAAGAUCCGUUCAUCGCGUUUACGUCGACAAUUGCCCACCGUCUACUACCUGGCAAGAUAUAAAAGAUCUUUUCCGUGGAAAAAAUGAUCCUACUGGCAUAGAAGUCUGUUUCUCCGCUAUCAAUCCAAUUCAACGAAGAGCUUUUGUUGAAUUUCGUUUGAAAGAAGAUGUAGCCAAGGCAAUACGCCUCUUCCACAACAAGCCUUACAUAAACUAUCGGAACGAGGAAAGCGUAUUAUCAAUUUAUGAAGAUCCAGGCAAUGCAGCCUUAAACAAAGAAAACAACGUUCCAACCAUCAGGAUAUCAUCAGAAAACGAGAAGACAUCAGAAAAAACUGGUCCGAACCCAGAUGCAAUUUCUUCGGAAGCAAGUCCAUCGUCUUCUACUAGCGGGCGUUCAACAUCUUCAUCACCAGCGUACUCUUCCGAUUCCGAUAAUGAUGAUACUCUAGCUGCAUCUCCCUCAAAAUCUCAAGAAAUUCCGGAACACAGACCGACUAUUUCAUCCGCCACGUCUAUACCGGAAGCACCGGAGCCCCUACCGCGAAGCUCAAAACGUUCUCGAACGCUAUCGACACCUGCAGUUCCGACUGUGCUGAAUCAAGGACCUCCAAAAGCCAAAAGACCCGCUCCGGACCAUUCAGGCUUAUCUGCAACAACCAACGAGUCUCCAAACGAAGAAUCCACACCUUCAAAUGCAGCAGUACCUGAGGAAACAGAGUCAACAGAUGAUGAGGAGUAUUAUGAGUUUUCCAUACCACUAGAUGUGUUUGAUGAGGAAAACUUGCUGUUCAGAUUCUGCUAG